Molecule: messenger RNA, 2013 nt
Organism: Lachancea thermotolerans CBS 6340
Lineage: Eukaryota; Fungi; Ascomycota; Saccharomycetes; Saccharomycetales; Saccharomycetaceae
Gene: NOP9
Product: RNA-binding RNA processing protein NOP9
Exons: 1
Coding region: 1-2013 (670 amino acids)
Biological process (GO): endonucleolytic cleavage to generate mature 5'-end of SSU-rRNA from (SSU-rRNA, 5.8S rRNA, LSU-rRNA); endonucleolytic cleavage in ITS1 to separate SSU-rRNA from 5.8S rRNA and LSU-rRNA from tricistronic rRNA transcript (SSU-rRNA, 5.8S rRNA, LSU-rRNA); ribosomal small subunit export from nucleus
Cellular component (GO): preribosome, small subunit precursor; 90S preribosome; nucleolus
Molecular function (GO): RNA binding
Source: RefSeq, a predicted model, not a curated record
AUGGGUAAACCGAGAGGAAGAAAGCUUUUGAAAAAGCAUCACACCGAGGGAGAGGAAGCAAGUCAUGUGGAACCUCAACCCUAUGACACUAACGAUACUAUCCCGGAGAAGAUUUCUUCAGGAAGCAAUGGAGAACCUAAUACAUUCUUCGGUGUACUAGAUACUCAAGAACUCGAAUACUUCAAGCAAGCGGAAUCAACCUUGGCAGUUGACACUUUCGAAAACGCAGAAGAAAAAGAACAAUUUAUUAGCAGCGUUAUUGAAGAGACUAAGAAUAAAGAACUCAAGUUGGCCACUUCCCAAAUCUGCUCAAAGCUUAUGGAAAGAAUCAUUUUAGCAGGAAGUAACCAACAAUUAAAGGCUAUUUUUCGGAGCUUCAACGGGUUCUUCUAUGGCUUGGCCUGUCAAAAAUAUUCAUCUCAUGUCCUUGAGACUUUGUUUGUUAGAGGAGCUGCAAUGGUCGAGAAAGAACUUUUGACUCCAUCGUUUGACGAACCAGGGGCAACCGAAGACGGCGACGAUGUUUACUCUCCGAUGGAAGAUUUAUUUCUUUACAUGCUUAAUGAAAUAACGCCGAGCGUUAGAGGCAUGAUUUCUCACAAGUAUGCCUCCCAUGUUUUUCGUCUGCUAAUUCUAAUUCUCUCUUCGAAGACUCUCCCAAGCACAACAAUGAGCAAUUCAGCACUGCGCUCCAAAAGAUCCAAAAUUGCACGUAAAAUGAUUGAUCUCAAGGACAACGAAGAUUUCGACAAAACAUACAAGACUCCGGAUUCCUUCAAAGUCAAGUUGCGUGAAAUAUUAUCUUCGUUGUAUAAAGAGCUAACUGGCGGCGUCGACUUGGGAUCUUCUAACUUCAAAAACAUCAGCGUCACUUCUAUGAUGAAAGUCAGAGAGCUCUGCAUCGACCCAGUGGCGUCACCAGUUUUGCAACUCAUCAUCCAAGUCGAAGGUAUCUUUGACAGAGAUAGGUCGUUCUGGCAUUUGAUCUUCUCUUCAAGUGAAGAAAAGAACGCUAAAGAGGAAGCGUUUGUGGAAUACUUGCUAUCUGACCCCGUUGGCUCUCACUUUUUGGAGAAUGUCAUUUCUUUCACAAGAGCGAAAUAUACUGAACGGCUCUACAAAAUGUAUAUGAGAGAUCGUAUUUUGAAGCUCAGCAAAAGAGAUCUCACCGGUGCAUUUGUGGUUCAAGCACUCCUUAAGCAUUUGCGCCAAAAUGAUGUCAAAUCAAUUUUAAACGACAUAGUGCCUGAGCUAAGCCUAAUUGUUAAUUCCAACAUGGAGUUCUGUAUUAGUAUCUUGGAUGCUAGUAUACAACAUGGUGACUACCUUAAAGAGGAAAUUGUACUACAACUUAUCAAAAAAUUCUAUCCGGAAGGCUUAGAGGAUAGGAAUAUUUUAGAAAGCUGUUUGUCGUUGAACUCUUCGACAUUAGGUAACACGAGAGAUGACUGGCCUACUGCAGAAGAAAGAAGAAGGUCUCUGUUUUUGGAGAAGCUAAUAGAUUACGAUGACAGAUUCCUGAACAUAACAAUCGAAAGUCUGCUCGCCUUGCCAGAGGAAAGGCUACUUCAAAUGUGCUACCACGGUGUGUUUUCUCACGUUGUUGAGCAUGUUUUACAAGUGAAAAGAGUUGACAAAAUCAAACGCAAGCGUUUGUUAAACGUGUUUUGCACGGACAUUGUUAACUUGUCUUGUAAUGCAUACGGCUCACACCUCGUCGAUAAGCUUUGGGACUUCACUGCCCAACUUCCAAUGUACAAGGAGAGGAUUGCAACAAGUAUGGCUGGUGAUUCUGAAAAGGUGAAAAACAGCGUCUACGGAAGGCAGGCCUGGAAAAACUGGUCAAUGGACAAGUUCUUAAGAAAACAAUUCGACUGGAAAAGACUCAUAAGAGAGCAACAGCAAGAAUUGUUCCCAGAUGCUACACCCUUGCAGCCCGGGGGUGACGCUGGGACAAAGCGCAAAGGCGACAAGCCAUCAUACAAUAGACCUGAAAAGAAGUUUAGAAGAUGA